AUGUUGGACGAGAAAGCAAUCUUCGAUGCAGCAAAGGACGGCGCCCAGAAAUUGGGGAAAGCCGUGAUGCCCAUUCUCCAGGACAGCGCGAAGCUCCUGUUCGGGCUGAAGAAGGAGCUGGAGAAUCUCAAUUACACGAUCCGAUCCAUCGAGGCGGUGGUGAAGGACGCCGAGCAGAAGCAGAAGCCGCUGAGCAACCAGGACCGGGACUGGGUGGAGAAGCUCUCGGGUGUGAUGAAGGAAGGCUUUGACCUGCUCCGCUCUUACUGGGAGAGGUCCCAGAAGCAGGCCGCCAUCAUCAACGGGGAUUACUUCAAUUGCGUCAAUUUGGCCAACUACGCCGUGUCUUAUCCGUACCAUCUGUGGGCUGAUUUUCGGACGGCCGGCAAGAUCAAGGAUAUUAGGGAGCGGCUCGAUGCUUGUGCCAAGGAUCGGAGGAUGUUUCAGCUUCGAGUUUGA
This is a messenger RNA of Linum tenue, 459 nucleotides long. The record is from the annotation of a GenBank genome assembly. NCBI's taxonomy places the organism in Eukaryota, Viridiplantae, Streptophyta, Magnoliopsida, Malpighiales, Linaceae.